Humulus lupulus (European hop) is the source of this 930-nucleotide messenger RNA. RefSeq lists its product as uncharacterized. Bases 90 to 749 code for a protein of 219 amino acids. NCBI's taxonomy places the organism in Eukaryota, Viridiplantae, Streptophyta, Magnoliopsida, Rosales, Cannabaceae. The record is from RefSeq and is a predicted model, not a curated record. The transcript has a single exon.
CCCGUAGCACUAACUAUAAUACACCCUUCUUCGCUUAUACUAGCCAAUAUAUCUUCUCUCCUUUCAACUAAAUAAUCUUAAAGCUGGCAAUGGUGGAGAGGGAACAGGCUCGACCGCUAGCUCCAGCGGCCGACCGACCGAGCAGCGACGACGACGAUGUCGCGGCGCACUUGAAGAAAACCCGUCGCAGAAAAUUGAUCAAGUGUUGUUGCUUCAUCACAGCGGUACUACUAAUCCUAGCGGUGGUGAUCAUAAUCCUCAUAUUCACGGUGUUUCGAAUCAAGGACCCCGUUAUCAAGAUGAACAAGAUUACGGUCACUCGAUUGGAUUUGGUUAACAAUACGACACCAAAGGCUGGAAGUAACAUGUCGUUGACUGCUGACGUGUCUGUUAAGAACCCCAACGUAGCGUCGUUUAAGUAUAGUAACACGACGACAACGCUGUACUAUCACGGAAUGGUGGUCGGCGAGGCCAGAGGCCCACCGGGGAGGGCCAGGCCCAGAAGGACCAUGCGGAUGAAUAUCACGGUGGACAUCAUCAUGGGUCGGAUCAUGUCCAGCCCAAAUUUGGUAGCUGAUGUGGGCUCCGGCCUUUUGGCAAUGAGUAGUUAUUCGCGGAUUCCGGGUCGGGUUAAAAUGUUGAACAUCAUCAAGAGACAUGUUGUUGUGAUGAUGAAUUGCACCAUGACCGUUAAUAUUUCAGGCCAGACAAUUCAAGAACAGAAAUGUAAGAGAAAGGUUAAACUAUAGGGUACGUGUUAUUUUUCUUGUUUUACAUAUUAUAUAUAUAUAUUGAUAUGGUUGAAGUUUAGAGAUAGAUCUCUCCUACAUAUUAGAGAGAGAGUUAAUUAGGAUUAUUUAUGUUUAAAACAUUACUGUUCCUGUAAUAUAUUUUUUAAAAAGGAAAAAAAACCAUGAUCAUGUUGUCUUG